Molecule: messenger RNA, 417 nt
Organism: Malassezia restricta
Lineage: Eukaryota; Fungi; Basidiomycota; Malasseziomycetes; Malasseziales; Malasseziaceae
Product: HIT family protein 1
Exons: 3
Coding region: 1-417 (138 amino acids)
Biological process (GO): nucleotide metabolic process
Molecular function (GO): catalytic activity
Source: RefSeq, a predicted model, not a curated record
AUGUCGCACGACGCCAACUGUAUUUUCUGCAAGAUUGUGGAUGGAAAGAUUCCAUCGAUGAAGCUGUAUGAGACGGACAAGUCGUAUGCUUUCCUCGACAUUGGACCAUGCUCACCUGGUCAUAGCCUCGUCAUCCCCAAGUACCACGCCGCCAAGAUGCACGAGCUGCCGGAUGAGUACUUGCAGGACAUUUUGCCGAUCGCCAAGAAGGUGGCGAUAGCGACCGGUGCGCCGGAAUACAAUAUCCUGCAAAACAACGGCCGACUGGCGCACCAGGUCGUCGACCAUGUGCACUUCCACGUCAUCCCGAAGCCUUCGAGCGAGCAGGGACUGGUCGUCGGCUGGCCAUCGACCCAGCCACCGAAGGAGGAGCUGCAAGCCGUGUAUGAGCGCCUCCAGAAGAACAUGCGCCAGUAA